UUCGUACGCCGUAUAUAUGGCAUCAAAGCAUUCAUUUCCCAGCACAAUUUAUUCUAACCAUAGAGGUAGAAGUCUCCCUUGUUACAGUAGUAGGCUAUACAUGUAUAUCUUUUAUCAUCAGUACAAUACGAUAAUCGGAUGUGACUCAAGCUGAAUUUGGAAAGAAAUCCCGGGAGAGAACUUAACAAUAGGUGAGAGGUAACAUUUGUUUGAAUGUUGUGGAAUGAUAGAAGACUCAUCGCAAAGAACAUCUUAGAUAUCGGAACAAAAUCUAUUUUGACAUUGUAUAAUGGCAUUUACAAUGUCGGGCUUACUUCACACUUCUCUCCCGUUACCAGAGUGAUUGAAUCCAAAUAUUCAGACUUCCCCGUGGGUACAGUCGUUAUGCACCGUUACGGCUGGUGCACUCACGCCGUGCUGAACGCCAAGGAGCAGGAUCCCCAGAGUCCCAUCCGGAAGGCUCCGGCAGACUACCCGAAGGACCUGCCGCUGUCUCUGCUGUUAGGAGCCGUCGGGAUGCCUGGCAUGACUGCCUACUUUGGUUUGCUGAAGUUGUGUGAUCCCAAGGAGGGAGAGACGGUCUUCGUCAACGGCGCCGCGGGUGCUGUCGGGAAUCUUGUAGGACAGAUAGCUAAGAUCAAGGGCUGCAAGGCAGUCGGUGCAGCCGGGAGUGACGCCAAGGUGGCCUGGCUGAAGGAAAUUGGCUUUGACGCCGCCUUCAACUACAAAACUGUGUCUUCAUUGGACGCAGCUCUGAAGGAGGCAGCGCCCAAUGGGAUCGACUGUUACUUUGACAAUGUGGGAGCAGACUUCACCAGCACCGUGCUGAACCACAUGAACCAGUUCGGACGUGUGGCCAUCUGUGGCAGCAUCUCAACUUACAACGACAAGGACCCGGCCGGCAGGGGUCCCUACCCAUUCGUGACGAUCCUGUCCAAGCAGUUAACCGUCACUGGGUUCAUCGUCCUGCGCUGGUUUCCGGAAUGGCCACAGGGAAUGGCUCAAAUGGUGCAGUGGAUCAAAGAGGGAAAGAUCAAGCACAGGGAACACGUGACCGAAGGUUUUGAAAACAUGCCCAAAGCUUUCAUGGGCAUGCUUGUGGGAGAGAACACCGGCAAGGCUGUCGUCAAGGUCUGAGGAGAACAACACAAGGACCAAAAAUCAGCAGAACAUACAGGAGAGACAUCCUAGCUAUGACUUGAUGAAUACAGCUGCAAGAAAGACAUGAAAUCUUGAGAUUAAAAUUUGAUAUGAAACU
Messenger RNA from Branchiostoma belcheri (Belcher's lancelet), 1258 nucleotides. RefSeq names its product prostaglandin reductase 1-like. Gene Ontology annotation, molecular function: 15-oxoprostaglandin 13-reductase [NAD(P)+] activity; 2-alkenal reductase [NAD(P)H] activity. Bases 214 to 1137 code for a protein of 307 amino acids. The transcript is spliced from 7 exons. Gene Ontology annotation, biological process: prostaglandin metabolic process. Gene Ontology annotation, cellular component: cytoplasm. The record is from RefSeq and is a predicted model, not a curated record. NCBI's taxonomy places the organism in Eukaryota, Metazoa, Chordata, Leptocardii, Amphioxiformes, Branchiostomatidae.